Messenger RNA from Calidris pugnax (ruff), 3020 nucleotides. RefSeq names its product solute carrier family 48 (heme transporter), member 1 (gene SLC48A1). The record is from RefSeq and is a predicted model, not a curated record. Bases 59 to 328 code for a protein of 89 amino acids. Lineage: Eukaryota; Metazoa; Chordata; Aves; Charadriiformes; Scolopacidae. Gene Ontology annotation, cellular component: plasma membrane; lysosomal membrane. Gene Ontology annotation, molecular function: heme transmembrane transporter activity; heme binding. Gene Ontology annotation, biological process: heme transport. The transcript is spliced from 2 exons.
GCCCUUGCUGUCUAAUUGAGCAGGUGUUCUGGCGCUCUGGGCCCUAAUCACGCAUGUGAUGUAUGUGCAGGAUUACUGGAGGACCUGGUUAAAAGGGCUGAGGUUCUUCCUCUUCAUCGGGAUCCUCUUCUCAACUCUCUCCGUGGUGGGAUUCUGCACAUUCCUUGUCCUGGCCAUCACCAAGCACCAGUCCCUGACUGACCCCAGAAGCUACUACCUGUCGUCCGUCUGGAGUUUCAUCUCCUUGAAAUGGGCCUUCCUGCUCGGUCUGUACGCUCACCGCUACCGCAACGAGUUCGCAGACAUCAGUAUCCUCAGUGACUUCUAAGGCUGGGACUUCCCUCCUGGCUGAAGGUGCUGGAUGUUUGAGUUGCCCCCCCUUCCCCCCCCGAAGUGGUGGAACACGCAGGAGAUGUCCAUGAGGUGGAGAAGGAACCCACCCAGCGCUGCUUGGUUUGUCUGUCCGCACUAGGGGGUUUUCCUAAUUGCUUUUACUCAACCAUUUAAAGUUUGGCUAACGAUGUCAGUCUAGUCUCUCUGUACCUUCCCCGGGGAGCCCUGUGUCUGGCAGCGAGGUGAGAAACUCACACAUGGCAGACCCAGAUCCACUCUUUGUGCUGCCCUGAGGCCCGGGGGUAGCUCUAGGGUGGGGAGGGGGCAAGUCCUGGCCCCCCCAGGAGCUGUAGGUUUGUGCCUCGUGGAUGCAGCACCCCAGGUCUCGUCCUCAGCGUGCCACCAGCUUGGGUAGCAAAGACCACUGCUGGGUGAACAUCAGCUCCUUUCCUAUUGCUCUGCUCCUCAGAGGAAGGGAGCAAUGAGCCUUUUUUCACAACAGGAGUCCCUCUGUGCCUCCCCCGUGUCUCGCCGUGUUCUCUUUUCACACUUUGGGCACAAAGUCAGCUCUCUCCCGUGGUCUGAUGAGCCCCAGGGGCAGCAGAGGACACCGGCCACCUCCGGGCUCUGUCGGAGGUGGAGAAUGCUGGUUCUGGCUGCCACCCAGGAUUGUUUUAAACAGGGACUUCAAUACCAUAUUUAACACUUAAAUUUGUAGCUUGUAGUUCGGGCGAAAGGUGUGCUGGGCAAGGGCUUACCUACCCCAACCUCUGGAGAAACAGGAAUAUGAUUCUCCUAAAAACAAAAUAACCUUUUUUGUAGGUAGUGCUGUUUCCUUCUCUUUGCUCAGCUCCCCUGCGACAGGGAUGAGAGAGGGAAGGAGACAUGGAGCUCAAAAUAAAAAGGAAGGGACCCGGAGUCAGCUUCCAGCAGCCUGUGUGGGGAGUGUCACCGGGAUAACGGGGCUGUAGGUCAGUUGUUGGGCUCUGGGGCAGGGAAUUUGAGGUGAGGGGUCUGUGCUUGGGGGUUGCUGCACUGGGAGCAAAGUCUUUGCUCUAUGUGUCCUCUGUGCAGGGCACUAAAACUUGGGUGGAUUUAGUGGGCUCCGUAAUCCCAGUGCUCUGCUCCCUGCCAGCAGCAGCCCUGAGAAGCUUGAAACCUUCAAGCUUAAGCCUUCAAACGUUCCCAUCUGUCUGUGUUCCUCAGCCCAGCCUCAGACCAGGCUUUGGGCUGCUGCUCUGGCACAGGCUGGUGUUUAGUCCCAUUGGGCAGAUGGUGUUGGCUGCCAUGGGCUGGAAAUGGCAACUUGUGUGGUUAAUUCUGUGGGCGGGUGAGAAGAGAGGCAGGAGGAGCCCCUUUCCCUUGCAGAGCGAUGGAAGAUGAAGGAGUCUCCCAGACACUUGUCCCACCACAUCCCCAGGUGCUGCAGGAGCCAUCUGAAGUGCCCUCUUGGCAGUUUGUGUGGGACGGGACCUGCUGAGGGGUCUGUGCCCGAGGGAGGUGUGAGGGGAAGGUCCUGUGUGCUCUAUUGUCAGCCCAGCUUUUCCCUCACACCACAUCAAUCCCCCAGACUGGUUUUGUUGAGCCAUCUGCUGGGACACACCUGGGACUGUCCCUUCUCUUACCUUCUCCUGGAGGUGAUCUCUGACCUCGCUGUUUGAGUCCCUCCCCGCGCUCAAAGGCUCCAUCUGCACCUUUGCUGGUUUUACUUGGAGAGAGGAGUGUUCAGGCACACAGGGAUUCAUUGGAGGGAAUUUGGGGAGUGUGUGACACCACCUGGUGAUGGCAUUCCUUGGGGAGGAGGAUCCUGGAGUGAUUUCAGUGGAUUGAGGAACACCUUUGGGUCAGUUUGGAAACUGAGGCCGUAGCCAGCUUUUGCCCGGGGACCUGCUGGAGUCGUUGAACCCAGACAAAGGCUGCCAAGGCCAAAUGUGCUUAUUUAUCAGAUUAACUCUCAGGCUUUUAACUACUAAAAUCUCCCCCGUGGCUGAUGCCAGGCUGGGGAUGGUGGAGCUCGUCUCGCCUCUGCCCGGAGCCGGGGCACCCACUGGGGUUUUUGCACCAGUGAUUUCAAUAACUCAUCUCUCCUUUGGAGUUUCCCCACCAAAAUACUCCCCACACAUCCGUGGGGAGCCCCAGUAACCGGGUUGGGGUGUGCUGGGGAGGCUGAAAUCCCAGCACUGGUCAGACUGGUGGAGCCCUGCCUCUGUCUCACAGCAAAACAUCAUCCCUCUCUGUCCCUAAACCAGAGCCCUCCCCUCUGCACCCGCUGGCACCUCGCAGCCGCACGUCAGAGGCUCCUUCCUGGUGUCCAAAAAUCCUCUCAGCUCCUCUCACCCCGCGGAUUUUUAAAGUUUUAUUUUUGUGACUGUAAAAUUUGCCUACAAAAAAAAAAAAAAACAGCUCACGGAAUCUAACCCCCGGUUUUCUCCCCGACAUGUUUUAGCUCUGGAAUUUAUACUCGCAUCUCGGCUUUUUAAAAGAUGGCGUCUGUAAAUAUAUAAUAUAUUUUUACAUUGUUUAUGCUUGGUUUGCACGCUUGGUGUCAGGUUUGGUCCUGCGGUGGGACGAUGCCGUUCGCAGUGGGGUUCAUUUGUGCGUAUCCCAGUGUCUCCUUGUACUAAACCUCACAAUAACUUGUGUGUGACACACGGAAAGAGCAGAAAUACAGUCGUCUUUCUCACCAA